AUGCCACGACUGGUAGGUGAAACACAGAGCGCUUUUGUCAAUGGACGAAAGAUUCAUGAUGGGGCACUUAUCGCUUGCGAAACUGUUCAAUGGAUAAAAAAGAGGAAGAAGGAAGCGGUAAUAAUAAAGUUAGACUUCCAAAAAGCAUAUGAUAGAGCCAAAUGGAGCUUCGUAGACCUUGUGUUGCAGAAGAUGGGCUUUGGACAUAGAUGGAGGAGAUGGGUUGUGGAGUGUGUAGGUACGAGUUCAAUGAUGUUUGGAGAGGCGGUGAGAAAUGGGAGACUAUCGCCGUUACUGGUGGGUAGAGACCAUGUCGAGUUGUCACACCUUCAAUUUAUGGAUGAUACUGUUCUGUUUUGCCCCCUGGAGGAAGAGACCAUAAAGAAUUACAGGAGGAUCCUUCGCUGCUUUAAGCUUAUGUCGGGACUGAGUAUUAAUUUUGAUAAGUCAAGCUUGAUUCCUAUUAAAUGUGAUGCUCAGUGGGUACAACGUAUGUGCAGUGUACUGGGCUGUAAGGAAGCAUCUCUGCUAGUAAAAUACUUGGGGAUCCAACUAGGAGCGAAUUCGAGGUUGGUGAAGACUUUGAAGCCCAUUAUAAAAAAAGUGGAGGAGAAGCUGAGCACCUGGAAAGCUAAGGUACUCAAUAAGGCCGGUAAGUUAGUGCUUAUUAAAUCAGUUUUGAACAGCCUGCUUGUCUAUUACUUGAGUUUGUAUAAAAUGCCAAAGGCUGUGGCAGAGAAACUGAUUUUCCUACAGAGAAGGUUUCUAUGGAGUAAGGAGGAUGGAAGGCUUGGUAUAGCCAUGAUCAGAUGGGAGGUGGUACAGGCUCCCAAGAAGCUAGGUGGAUUAGGUGUUGGGGAUGCCAUGGUGCGUAACACAGCCCUUCUAGAGGAUUGUCCCUUAUAG
This is a messenger RNA of Arachis stenosperma, 906 nucleotides long. RefSeq lists its product as uncharacterized. The record is from RefSeq and is a predicted model, not a curated record. Lineage: Eukaryota; Viridiplantae; Streptophyta; Magnoliopsida; Fabales; Fabaceae. Bases 1 to 906 code for a protein of 301 amino acids. The transcript has 2 exons.